This is a messenger RNA of Rosa chinensis, 1164 nucleotides long. RefSeq lists its product as uncharacterized. The transcript has 3 exons. NCBI's taxonomy places the organism in Eukaryota, Viridiplantae, Streptophyta, Magnoliopsida, Rosales, Rosaceae. The coding region runs from base 1 to 1164 and encodes 387 amino acids. The record is from RefSeq and is a predicted model, not a curated record.
AUGAAACUCGUUCUAAAGCGUUACAGCAAAACCCGAGUCUCAGAGAGUAAGUUGAAGAAAAAGAUGACUCGGCCAAAGGAUGACAGGGCAAUAGACCUGGUUAGUCCAUUGCUGAAUGACAUCGCUGAUGCUUUGUUGAAAAGCUCAACUAUCGGUGUUUUCAUAGUUGCUGCAGAGGAUACUUACUAUGUCGUCAAAAGAGGAAAUAACUUACAAGACAUCAUGGAGACAAAGCACUUCCUUGCGAGUCAUUUCAAGCUCAAAGAUAUGGGUCAGUUAAGGUACUUCCUUGGAAUAGAGGUGGCAAGGUCCAAGCAAGGCAUUGUUUUAUGCCAACGAAAGUAUGCAUUAGAGGUCCUUGAAGAUGCAGGCUUCCUAGGCGCUAAACCAUCUCGAUUCCCAAUUGAUCAGAACUUGGUGCUAACGCAAGGUGAAGGGGUCGUUUUAAAGGAUGCCUCUCAGUAUCGCAGAUUAGUUGGAAGGCUCAUAUACCUCACAGUCAAGAGACCAGACCUCGUGUAUGCUGUACAUAUCCUAAGUCAAUUUAUGGAUAACCCUAGACAACCUCAUCUAGAUGCAGCUUACAAGGUGUUGAGAUAUGUUAAGCAGACACCAGGACAAGGAAUACUUUUGCCUUUCACCGGACAAUUAGAGAUCAAGUCGUAUUGUGAUGUAGAUUGGGCACGUUGCAAGGACACAAGAAGAUCAACUACUGGCUACUGUAUUUUCUUCGGCAACGCACCCAUCUCAUGGAAAACAAAAAAGCAAGGAACAGUGUCUCGUUCUAGUGCAGAAGCGGAGUACAGAUCUAUGGCAACAACAUGCUGUGAGAUUACGUGGCUUCAAAGUUUAUUAAGAGAUUUGAAUGUUAAACAUGCACAUGCAGUUAAAUUGUUCUAUGAUAAUCAGGCUGCCAUUCAUAUAGCAUCAAAUCCCGUCUUUCACGAACGCACAAAGCAUAUUGAGAUAGAUUGCCAUGUUGUGCUGGAAAAAGUACAGAGGGGGCUAGUCAAAACCAUGCAUAUUCGAACAAAGGAACAACCAGUUGACUUGUUCACCAAGCCGCUGGGUUCGAAGCAAUUUUCAGCACUAUUGAGCAAGUUGGGUGUAAUUAACAUACACUCUAACUUGAGGGGGAGUAUUGAGGAAAGGAAUCUCAUAUGA